AUGUGUUUAUUACGGAAUCCAUCUAUGUAUCGGUAUACAAAUCCUGGCAGCCAAAAUGAACACCUACAAGAAUGCAUUCUUAGUUGGCAUUCUAAACACAAAAAAUUCACACAAAUUCAAAUUUUUGAGAACCUAAAACAAGUCGCUCGCAAAAAUCAUGAUUACGCAUGUCUACUAGGAUUCUGCUAUUAUGAAGGUUUCGGUACAUUAUGGAACCUGCAAGAAUCAUUCGAAUGGUAUCACAUCUCUGCCGAACACAAUGAUGCAUUCGGUCAAAAUGAGCUCGGAUAUUUCUACCAAGAGGGAUACGGCACAAAAGUGGAUCAUGAGAAAGCUUUGUACUGGUAUCGAAAAUCAGCGGAUAAUGGUUGCAGUCAUGCGAAAGGCAAUCUCGGACAUUGUUAUCAGGAUGGAAUUCAUGUAAAAAGAAAUUUACGACAUGCUUUUUAUUGGUACUCCAAAAGUGCAGAGAUGGGUGACGAAUCGGGCAAGUGUAAUUUGGCAACUAUGGUUAUCCGUGGUAAAGGAACAAAUAUUGAUGUUCAUCAGGCCUUGAAAUUGUAUCUGGAAGCGAAGAAUGUGGGACACACGCACGUAGAACAAUAUUUUCGUACAAUUUUCUAUUCACUUCGUUAUUCUCUUCCUUAG
This is a messenger RNA of Ambispora gerdemannii, 648 nucleotides long. The record is from the annotation of a GenBank genome assembly. NCBI's taxonomy places the organism in Eukaryota, Fungi, Glomeromycota, Glomeromycetes, Archaeosporales, Ambisporaceae.